AUGGCUCGAAUGACUUCAACGAGACGUGUCCGAACUCGCAUAGCUUGUUACCCCUGUCGGCAACGCAAGAGGAAAUGCGACGGUAAUCUACCUUGUGCUAUGUGCAGCACUUAUGGCUACAGGUGUCAGUAUGAGACGAACAACAACGACUUCGCAGCACCUUUUGCUCGACGAUCAGCGAUUAGGGCUGCUUAUGAAGUCGAACAAUGCGAAGAAAAUCUGAAAACCUCCUCAACAUAUGCGACUACGACGACCAAGAAGGGGAUUCUUGAUCCUACCAAGUCAAGAUACAUGGGGCUGAGCUCUGCAGUUGCAUUUCCUCGAGUUCUUGCACUUGAGCUGAACUCGACAGACCCACCACACUUACAUUCAUUUGCAUGGCACUGUGGAAUUAGGGAUGAAGAAAAGUCCGAAACGCACUUGGAAUUAUCCGCGAUCAUCACUAAAGAGGAAUGUAUAAGAUUCUCUGAUCGCUAUUUUAAGGUGGUGCAUCCCAUAUUUGGUUUUUUGGACCAGGGACAAACAGAGAGGAGCUUCGACUUGUACUGGAACUCGAAAACUGUAUCUGCGUCAGGAGCAGUGAUAGCGGGUAUAGUAGCGCUGGGAUCUUUCUUCUCUGGAAACUGCGGCCACCCUCGGGAGUCAGAUAUUGUGCAGUACGCCAAAGGAAUAUUGGAAGAUCCGAAAUUCAGUCGCUUGCCGUCUGUCGAGCAAGUCUCGGCUUGGGUUUUACGCACCAUCUAUCUGCGAGCGACUACUCGUCCUCAAGUGGCGUGGCUUGCUAGUUGCACUACGAUACAUCUUGCAGAGGCCACAGCAUUACACCACGAGGCCAAUGAAGUUGAACUCACAACCGCCAACAACAAUGUAGACCCGCUUACGUCUGAAAGGGCUAGAAGGCUUUUUUGGUGCGCUUGGUCUAUCAACACCAUCUUAUCGUAUGAUUACGGCAGAUCUAAUGUGGCUUUAAACACGGUAAUUACUUGCAAACAUGUGGUACCUACUAAUGAUGAUUAUACCCACCAGAUAAGCGAUCUUGCACGCAUGAUUCCGCUGGAAACGACAUCUUCGAGUUCAUCUGUCCAAAUUGUACAACUGUUGGACGCAUUGAACCAUCUGCACCAAUUUCAAGAAUCUCAUCCUUUUGUGAGUCUAACAAAAGCCGACUUGGCACUUUCUUUCUACCGCCGCCUAAGGCUGCUAAAUCAAACCCUUGACAAGAGAGGUGUUCAACAAAUCAUGGAUAUUUGUGACAGUGCUUUGAGAAUGAGCAUUGAUUUGGUGCAGGACAACGCAUUAUGGUGGAAUGUGCUGAGUGCACCCUUCCAGUAUGUUUGCACAUUGAUGGCCAUUGACACCAAAGAAAGCCUCGCACGCGUUGGUUCUGCCAAUGAUCUCUUCAAUCAAAUUGUGUCGGCUUUGGGAACACAUCUUGCCAUUGAGGCACAGACUACGGUUAAACUUUUGUUACAGGACUCUCUAAAAAAGAAGGAGCUCGAGGUCGCGCUGUUAGAAAGUGCUAUUCAAAGCAACCCUUAUGUCGCGCCGGAUCAGCCUCCAGAUAUCGACUGGAAUGCAUUGUUAGACCCUACCAAUGCCUUACACUAUAUGCAGAGGGAUUUUUCAACGUUUUAA
Lachancea dasiensis is the source of this 1635-nucleotide messenger RNA. The record is from the annotation of a GenBank genome assembly. Lineage: Eukaryota; Fungi; Ascomycota; Saccharomycetes; Saccharomycetales; Saccharomycetaceae.